AUGGUGCCAUUAGCAUAUCAUGAUCAAGACUUUGUGCAUUUAGACAACUCUGAGCAACAAACUACAAACAAUUCAAUGCUAAACCAAUUCACCAGCCAACCUGUGGCUAAAGAACAAUCUCAAAAUACAGUCACAGUGCCCCCAUCAAGCUUUAACAAGAAGGCUCAGAGCUUCUCUACACUGCCUUCUCCGAACUCUAAAGUGAGACAAGGUUCCUCUACCAGGGCUAUGAAAUCAUCAUCAUUAUACUCCAAACACCCUCAAAAAGACCCCUAUUCAAAAAGUUCAUUGAACCCCUCUUGGAAAUCCUUGGACUCAUCUUUGUCUCACCACAAAUCUCAGACAACGUCUUCAUCUAGCUUUAGCAGUACUUCAUCAUCAGAACCUAGCCAAAUAUCUGUGAGAUCAAGAUUACCCCUCCCAAAGCCUCAGACAUCAUCAGGUGUUGACCUUUGCUGGAAAUCAUCUUCACUGGAGUCUGCUCAAAGAGUCUCCACAUCAUCACCAUCUUCCCUUCAAUAUCAAGAAACACCUUCCCUAAAUAUCAUCUGGACUUCACCUUCUUUGGAAUCAAGUCCAAGUGAACCGAACACAACUUUAUGUAAAUCUAGAUCACAGAAGGAAUCGUCAUUGGACUGCCUUUGGUCAUCUUUACUAGAAUCCAGUCAAAAAACGUUGAGCUCACCGCCAUUCAACCAAAAACUUCAAAGAAAUGACUCCCCUUCAACUUUAUCUUCUCUGGAGUCCAGUCGAACAGCUCAGAAUCCAACCUUGCCUGACUGUAAACCUCUGAAAAGUCCUGCAUCAAACUCUAAUAACAAUGUUCUGAGUUUGCCAUUGUCUCAAGUAAAAUCAAGGAAACCACCUAUAUUACCACAUUCUACUCAUCCAUCUCACAGUUUGCCCGUGUGCCAGCCAAAACCUAAAACAGCGCUCAAAGGUGAUCACAGUACCCGGGCCCUCAGUUCACCUGUUUGUCAUUCCAAGUUCCAGAGUACUACUUCACCCAAGGACAAACACAGAGCCCGUCAACUACCAUCAGUUCAUCCUAAACCAAAUAUCUCAGGUCAAGGAGUUUCAAGUCCCAAGCUGUGCAUGAAGAACAAAAAUGCUUCAGCUCCGAGUUCCAGACUCCAGAGUAAAGGAAAUGUUGAACAAAGUUUGAAGACAGAACCAGAGAGUGAAGUCCCGUGGUCUUUAGAUUAUAGUCACCCCUGCAUUAUUAAAGGUGGAACUGUCCCUGUAGAUGUCGUCAAUAAAAUUGUCAAUUCUAUCUCCAAGUCUACAAUUCAGAAGGAUCUCUCUAGGCAAAUUCUCUUUCGAAGAAUGAGGGGAAAGCCAAAUCCUCGUCCUGGUCCUCGUCUUUCAUCAACAUACACUGUUUGUUUAGAAUGUGGUUCCUGCAUAAAAUCUCAAUGUAGCCAUCUUACAGGAAAGAAGGAUCCUCGAUGCGCAACCCUCUUUGUCAUCCCAACACCUGAGAGCAGGGCUGAUGGCAAAGUAGACGUGAAAAUAGUCCUUAUCCUUUCUCUACCAGAGGCUUCCUCAUCCUGUUACCAACUUCCCAUGAAAGAUGAUCAACCUGAAGAUAAUUCAGAAGCCCUUGAUGGUAAUCUUGAAGAAUUAGAGAAGAUAACACACUUUUUCCCUGCAUCUGAAUCCGAUUUUAUCCAGGGGAUUAAGACAAAUCAAAAGUGGUUGGCUGUAUCCUCUGAGGACAGAGAUAUAAGCCAAGAACCCCAGGCUAUUGACUGGCUGCUUUAUGUUAAAAACAGGAAUACCGUUCAGCCCCAAGCCCCAGUUCAAGCCCCAUCUUCUUCGUCUUCUUCUUCUUGUUCCUCCUAUUCCUCUUCUUCCUCCUCCUCAUCUACUGGCUUUCCCUCCUCAUCCUCUCCUUGCAAAGACCCCACUCCAUCUCCUCCCCCAAGUUAUGUCCUUGCCAAGGUAAGAAGUCACCACCGGUUACCUCCAGGUGUCUCCUGGCUUGAGUUCAUACGGGGUACAAGUUCUGAAAGCACGAAAAUGAGACAAUCCGCGUUACCCAAAACCAAGCGUGUGAGGACUCGCAACACGAAAACCAUGAAAAAGGGGAAAAAGGGAGCCAACACACUGCUCAGAUAUCUCCAAACAAAGUUCCAAAAUGAGAAAUCCUGA
Messenger RNA from Onychomys torridus (southern grasshopper mouse), 2154 nucleotides. It is a transcript of the gene Csnk2a2ip, whose product is annotated as casein kinase 2 subunit alpha' interacting protein. The coding region runs from base 1 to 2154 and encodes 717 amino acids. The record is from RefSeq and is a predicted model, not a curated record. Lineage: Eukaryota; Metazoa; Chordata; Mammalia; Rodentia; Cricetidae. The transcript has a single exon.